Messenger RNA from Pseudo-nitzschia multistriata, 1233 nucleotides. NCBI's taxonomy places the organism in Eukaryota, Bacillariophyta, Bacillariophyceae, Bacillariales, Bacillariaceae. The record is from the annotation of a GenBank genome assembly.
GAAAUACGUUUAUUUUGGGUUAAAGUGCUAUGGGUAUUCGCUUUCAUUUCCUGCUGGUUCUUGCUGGAUUCACCGCAAACAGCCUGGAUCUUUUUCCUUCGUUUCGUUCGCGGAGAGAGUUUAUGACAGAGACAAGCACGGCUGCAACCAGAAUGGCGAUCGGGUGGGCAAUUCUUCCGUUUCCCCAUGACACAAGAAAUGUCGCCUCUACAACAUCAACAACAACCGCGAACAAGAAUACCGGCAUUGGCGAAUCAACCCUUCCGUUGCCCUCCUCUUCGGGACUCGCUUCAAUGAUUCCGACCAUGCCGUUCGGUGCCCCCGCUACCAACGCAACAAUCCCUCCAGAACGUUCCUUGCUGAUCGAAGAAUAUGCAUCGCUUCUCGAAGAGCAAAACAUCGGCAGUGGCGGUGACCCACGGGGAUUUUCCACCACCACUACCAACAAUGCCGAAUCCAGCAAGCUGUCGGGUUCCUGGCGCCUCUUGUACUCGAACGCUCCGGAGAUUGUUGGUCUUGCCAGGGGGCUUCCCCUGGGCUUCCGGCUCGGUCCGACCUACCAGCCACUCGACACGAGGCUCGGAUUCUUUGAAAACACCGCCCGGCUGGAGCACCCGUAUCGGCUGGCGUCCCUCGAGACGAUCGUCGUCGGCAGGGUCCGGCCAAGCGCGAUUGGUUCUCUCAACGCCGUCGGGGUGGAAAACAACAAGAACAAUCGGGUGGACAUCGAGUUCGAGCUGAUCAUUUUCCAGGUAGACGAACUCUUGGGCAAGGCGCUGGAAGAACCGAUCCGCAGGACCCUGGUUCCGAACAAGAAGAAGACCGCGAGCAGCGACGAGCCUUCGCGUGCAACGGCCAAACAAUCGGCGCUCCCGGCAAACGACCAGACCUACCUGGACCAGCAAAUGAGGAUCGUGCGGGGUGGAGACGGAUCGCUCUUUGUCUUUUCGAGAGACAACGACACCGCAUCCCGUAUGAAAACGGCAAGCGAACGAGAAACGCUUUUCGCUUCGGUCAACAAAAACAAAAAGUUUUCGUUGGUGGAAGAAACUCCGCUGGGCGAGGAACUAGAGAUCGCGGAGCAGCAAACAGAUGACACUGGCGUUCCCGCCGAAAUCCAGUUUUUGUUCAAGGAUCGAACCAAAAAGGGCCGGUAACAUUCCUUCAAAUUUCAAUAAAGCGUGCCGUUCGUUGAAACGAUUCUUUACUCUUCAAUAUAGUUCGAAUUGAGAC